AUGGACGAAGUGAUAAGCAGCCCAUUUGUUGCGAUUUCUAUGGACGAAACCUCUGACAUUAAAACUUUGUCUCAGUUAACCACUAUUAUUCACUAUGUCGACGCUGAUGGCAAGCCGUGGAGCGUUUUCUCGGAUUCUCUGAUGUUGAAACCACAGGUGAAACACACACCAAUUCUUCGUCAUUUCUUCCCGAAAACGCCAUAAAUGCCAUCCCAGGGCUUUACAAUUUCAAAAUUUUGGGGAGGAGCAUUCUCCCAGACCCCCUAGAAGGGUUUGCAGCUUCCCCGCAAACAUGGCUUGCUUACCCGAUUCUGUUCACCACAUGCCACUGGUUUGUAGUCAUCCUCAGGAUUAAGAAUAAUGUAAAAUUACAGAUGCAGCUAUUAUAAAGGCAAGAAAGGCAGAGCUAUAUACAGUCGAACCUGUAUUAAGCGGUCACCCUCGGGGAUUUUGCAAGUGACCGCUUAAUACAGGUUGACCGCUUAAUACAGGUCUUGUAGAAAAUCACCACACGGCUUAAAUAUAACAUUUAAUAUAACUAAAUUUGAACUAAACAGUAAUAUAUUUCAAUACACAUACCAAGUAACCAAUUAAAAAGUAUAUAAAACUGCAAAUUGUUUCUGAAUUGUUUCUGAGUUGAGACUACAGUCACUACAUGUACUACUCUAAAAUAAAAAUGUCAGAGCUUAAACCGCUGAAAAAUAGUCAUGAAUUUUUGUUUGUUGUUGCGGACUGCUCAGUUUAAUUUGACUCAACAAGUCAUUCACCCUUGACAUAACAAGCGAAAGCUGUUGGUGUCCGUUAAAUUGAGCAAUUUUUUGCAAUUCAUCACUGGGUUCCAUCGCUUCUCGCACUGUUUUAAUAUGACAUCGUCAGAAAAGCAUUUUUUCAAACCAGACAGCGUCUGGCCAAACAUGAAAUAAGGAAGUGUCGUGAAAUUUGACACGCGAUUUGGGCAAUAUACCGGCUGAUUCAUUUUUACAAAAACACUACCGACAUUCUGGUUAUAAAGUAUAAACAUGCAUGCUGCAUACUAAAAGUAAAUUACAAUGAGAGAUAAAUUCAUGUAAAUUACAAUCUGAGACUAAAAGUAAAUUACACUGAAAGGAAUAGAGCAACACUUCGAGUUAGUUCAUUUAUUCGGGGGUAUCAUGCGUACAUGGACGACUGGGAACCAAACUAUUAACUAGUAUUUAUAUUAUGAAAUUUUCGGGACUUUGCCACAUGACCGCUUAACAAAGGGUGACCGCUUAAUACGGUGCCGCUUAAUACAGGUUCGACUGUAUUUAUAAUAGCUGCAUCUGUAAUUUUACACUAUUCUUAACGUAACUAGUCAAAACGUGGAUUAAAAAUCAAAAUGUUCUUCGGAGUUACUUUAUUUUGUAUUUCCUUAAAAUACUGAGUUGUUCCCAUAACUAGUGUGGAUAGCGUUAUAAGAUUACGACACAGGAACCAUGGGAUUCUUCUGCCUGUGUAAUAAGAAACAAACUUCAACAUUUCAAGCAAAGGCCCUUCCCAUUAAUAACUUCCUAAUGAAGAGUCUUAGCACAAAACAUCUACCUAGUAAGAUACUAGCAAGUUCCUAAAGAAUGCUGUCAAGAUUCUUUAGGACUUUGGUAUGAUCCUGAAGUGAUUUUGAUAGGGUCCUAGAAAUAUUCUAUAGGAUCCUAGCAAGAUGCUAUAGGAUCCUGGCAAGAUCCUGUUAUGAUAAGGCUAAUUUCCACUCAGGGAAACUUACUUUUAAGAUCCUGGUAAAAUCCUAGCAAAUUCCUAAGGAUCCUGUCCUUGGGAAAUUCAUACAAAAUCAAAAAAUCAAAUUUUUUGAGCAGUUUGCUUGAUAGAGUAAUAUAAAUUCAUCUUCUGUGAUCCAUUUAUUUUGAAAGGAUAGCAUUAGCAUCUUAUGGUUUCAUUAAGAGAGCUGAUGACCAAUAAAAUAUAGAUGACAAGAAGUAAACAUUUGUUGUGUUUACAUGUCUGGUCAGUGCUUAACAUCACGAAUUUAUAACUGUUUUGCUAAAUUGAACAUUUAGAUUAUAGUGAGGCGGUCUUCGUGGUCACAAAAACUGAAUUUAUAACUGUUUUGCUAAAUUGAACAUUUAGAUUAUAGUGAGGCGGAUAUGUGUAAAAUUAUUGAUCAGUAGUUUCUGUUGAGGUUAAAAGCAUCAAACUUUUACAAUUGAUGUAGUUUUAUUUGCUUAAUAGAUAUUUGAAGUGGGGCCAUUGCUAUUUUGCUGCUAACUCCUGAAAAUGGGUGAUUAGUGAUUUUCUUCUAUUGAAUUCUAUUAUAGCCAAAAAAUGUGAAAUUGUGUAUUCAAUUACAACAAAUAUGACUUGCAUCAUCAGUAAGCUUAUAAAAAACUGCAUAUAAGACGUUUAGACAGUUUUUUGAUUUCUGAAAUAGUUUUCGAAUUAUACUGAACUGUUAAAAACGCAUUUUCAAACAUUGAAUUAAUUAAUUAGGGACUUUUAGCGAGAUAAUGUGCCUAAUUUACAGCAAUAACCAUUUGAAGAAUAAAAAAACUGUUUAAAAGGCUUUUAUGUAGUUUUCUUACAAGCUUUCUGAUGAUGCAAGUUAUGUUUGUCGCGAUUGAAUUCAAAAUUUCACAUUUUUUGUUGCAGUAGAAUUUAAUAGCAAAUAAUGCUAAUAGCAUCUCAACUCUCUAAAAAUACAGUUUCACGAUGGCCCCACUUUUGCAUGUUGUUCUACUCAUAAAAAGAUGCUACUGUGCACAAUUUGGUGCUUUUAACCCUCUUCGGAAACAUCCAUGCACAUAUCCGCCACACUAUUAGCGAUUUGUAUCUGGAAAGAAACAGAACAGUUUUUUCUAGACUAUUAAUGCUUUGAUAUGAAUGUUUAAUUUAUAUGCUGCUAAUAUUCAAUGAAUUUGAAACAAAGACUGACAAUUAUAUUAAGCAUAUUGUGCACAGUAAAAAUCACUUGAUACUUACAAUCAACAAUGAACUCUGUUUUAAAGUGGAGUUGACACAAGAACAGAUUAUUAACAUCUAUUCUUUUCUUUAAAUCUGGGGUCAAUUCUCGCAUUCAUAAAACCACACAAAGCCAUUCGUUAUGGACAGCUUCCUUCUUAGCUUUGAUUUCAUCUCCAUCAGCCUUUCAGUAGAAGGUAUUUUAAACAAAGACAGGUCGCUCGUUCAGCUAGUCGAACCUGUCAUAGUCUAGCUACAGAAAAAACUAUGAAAUUUGCUGAAAAAAGCAGUUUGCCUGAAGAUUUUGAUGUAGAAGUAACUCCUGUCUCAUAUUACACUGUAUAG
Molecule: messenger RNA, 3273 nt
Organism: Paramuricea clavata
Lineage: Eukaryota; Metazoa; Cnidaria; Anthozoa; Malacalcyonacea; Plexauridae
Source: the annotation of a GenBank genome assembly